Messenger RNA from Staurois parvus, 396 nucleotides. NCBI's taxonomy places the organism in Eukaryota, Metazoa, Chordata, Amphibia, Anura, Ranidae. The record is from the annotation of a GenBank genome assembly.
CAGUGCUUCUCGCGCAUGUGCAGUGGGCACCCGGCUAUCUGUAUUCUCUUAGUCAUCCCCUGUACUGUCUGCAGUCUCUUGGUCAUCCCCUGUACUGUCUGCAGUCUCUUGGUCAUCCCCUGUACUGUCUGCAGUCUCUUGGUCAUCCCCUGUACUGUCUGCAGUCUCUUGGUCAUCCCUGUACUGUCUGCAGUCUCUGGUCAUCUCCGGUACUGUGUCCGCAGUCUCUGGUCAUCUCCUGUAGUACGUCCGCAGUCUCUGGUCAUCUCCUGUACUGUGUCCGCAGUCUCUUGGUCAUCCCCUGUACUGUGUCCGCAGUCUCUGGUCAUCCCCUGUACUGUGUCCGCAGUCUCUGGUCAUCUCCUGUACUGUGUCCGUAGUCUCUGGUCAUCUCCU